Messenger RNA from Dichomitus squalens LYAD-421 SS1, 1562 nucleotides. RefSeq names its product zf-PARP-domain-containing protein. Gene Ontology annotation, molecular function: DNA binding; zinc ion binding. The record is from RefSeq and is a predicted model, not a curated record. The transcript has 9 exons. NCBI's taxonomy places the organism in Eukaryota, Fungi, Basidiomycota, Agaricomycetes, Polyporales, Polyporaceae. The coding region runs from base 55 to 1299 and encodes 414 amino acids.
CGUUUCUCCCCCACUUCCCUUCUCUCCUACCCACUUUGCUUGGGUGCCAGCACGAUGUCUGACAACGAAGGUGGCAAAAAGUCCGGUUACCGUCUCGAAUACGCCUCUAGUGGGCGCGCCAAAUGCACUGGCCCGAAACCAUGCAAGGGCACGGCCAUUGGCAAGGGAGAGUUGCGAUUUGGGUCCCUGGUCGACUUUCGGGGCAACACGAGCUUCUCCUGGCGUCAUUGGGGUUGUGUGACUCCCAAGAUCAUUUCCAACAUGAAGAAUUCGUUCAAUGAGGCCGACGAGCUUGACGGCUUCGACGAUCUCAACGACGAAGAUCAAGCACGCGUCCAGAAAGCUUGGGAGGACGGUCGCGUCGCUCCCGAGGACGUGCCAGAGAGCGCGCAGGGUGGUAACGCCGAAGAGGAGGACGAGGCUGAAGACAAGCCUAAGAAGAAGGCCGGCAAGAAGAAGGCUGAAGAGGAGGACAGCGGCAAGGGCGUGUUCAAGUUUGAGUACGCGUCGUCUAGCCGGUCAAAAUGCAAAAGUUGUGGAGAUUCUAUCGGUAAAGACUACUUCCGUCUCGGUCACGAGGUGGACUUCCGUGGAAAUAAGUCCCUUGCAUGGCGCCAUUGGGGUUGUGCUGAGCCCAAGCUGGUUGAGAGGAUGAAGGCAUCUUACAGUGAUGUGUCUGAGGUCGAUGGGUACAACGACCUCAAGGACGGCGAGAAGGAGAAGGUCCAGCGCGCUUGGGACCAGGGCGAGAUCCCCGACGAGGACAAGGGUCCCGGCGAGCCGGUAGAGACCGGUAAGAAGAAGCCCGCACCUCGCAAGAAGAAAGAUGAGGAUGGUGAGGAAAAGCCGAAGCGGUCACGUGCAAAGGCGAAGAAGGCGGACGAUGAUGAUGAGGAGAUGGAUGUGGACGAGGAGAAGCCGAAGAAGGGCCGCGGCGCGGCGAAGAAGGAUGCUCCGGCCAAGGCCAAGGCUGCACCCAAGAAGGCGCCCAAGAAGAAGAAGAGCGAAGAGGAGUCUGGCGAAGACUUUGACGACGAGCUCGCGGCCGUAGACGAGGAGGAAGUUGACGAAGAGGACGAGGAGGUUGAGGAACCGACCAAGAAGCGCAAGCGUGCACCUGCAUCCAAGGGCGCGAGCUCGUCGAAGCCGCCAUCAAAGCGUGCCAAGCCGGCGUCGACGUCGAAGUCCGCGAAGCCAGCCUCAUCUGCUAAGCCGGCCUCCAAGGCAAAACCUGCUGGGUCGCGAGGCAAGAAAAAGACCGAGGAGGUCAUCGACGAGGAAGAAGAGGACGAGGACUGAGCGUCGAUUUCGUUCGCGGAUACCGACUCUCCUGCAGCUCGCUGUGAUCCUCUAGUAUUGCCUGGUACUGGAGGGCUCAUAUCCUCGGUGUUUGACCAGUCCUGGAUCUGGUGCUAUCGUCAUCGUCGUUGUUUGUCUGCCAGUGUGCCUGUUGUGCUGCUUUCUGUUUCCAUCUUCUGGACGUUUGUUAUUCUAGCUAUUCAGCGCGUGUAUACUUAGGUGAUGAGUUGAUACAACGAAGCAUAAUAUUGGUUCGAAGGCAC